UGCUGUAAUAAAGCAGAAGGAAGCAGAGCUGCUCGUGAACUGGGCCACAAAGAUGAGGACAGAAACAGCCUGUGGUCUGCUGAUUUUACUCAGCUUUACCUUCAGUCCAGGUUUCUCGGGUCCAGUAUCUGGUAAAGAAGCCUGGGGCUAUGUGGAGGUGAGGGAUGGGGCCCACAUGUUCUGGUGGCUGUAUUAUGCAGACAGUAUGGAUCUCCCUCUGGUCAUGUGGCUGCAGGGCGGUCCGGGAGGAUCUGGAAGUGGGUUUGGAAACUUUGAGGAAAUCGGACCUUUGGACAGGAACCUGGAGCCCAGAAAGUCCAGCUGGAUCCAGGCGUCCAGCGUUUUAUUCGUGGAUAACCCUGUAGGGACGGGCUUCAGCUACACUGACCGACCGGACGGAUACGCCACCAACGUAUCGAUGGUGGCCUCAGACAUGCUGGUGCUGCUGCAGGACUUCUUUAAACAGAAGGAGGAGUUCCAGAGCGUCCCCUUCUACAUCUUCUCUGAGUCUUAUGGAGGCAAGAUGGCCGCUGCGAUCUCCUUAACACUGAUUAAGGCCAUAGCACAAGGGUCCCUGAAGUGUAACUUUGCUGGUGUGGCACUUGGAGACUCCUGGAUUUCUCCUCUGGAUUCUGUGAUGACCUGGGGGCCGUACCUCUACAGCACUUCUCUGCUGGAUGAUUUUGGACUGGCUGACGUCAGCAGCGCAGCAGAUGCGGUUAAGCGAGCGGUGGAGCAGCAGCAGUUUGAGAAGGCGACAGAGUUGUGGUCAGUGGCCGAGACCGUGGUGGAGCAGAACACAAAUGGAGUGAACUUCUACAACAUCCUGACCCAGGAGCCGGACGAGAAAGUCGCUGCUUCAGCGGGAGAAAACUACAUCUCUCUGCAGGCUCGCCGCCACAUUCGACCGCUCCACAGCCAAUCACUGAGCGAGCUGAUGAACGGACCAAUCAGAAGGAAACUGGGAAUCAUCCCUCAGAAUGUCACCUGGGGAGGCCAGGCAGAGGAAGUGUUCAGCAACAUGGCGGGAGACUUCAUGAAGCCGGUGGUGGAUGUGGUCGAUCAGCUGCUCACCGCUGGAGUCAACGUGACCGUCUACAACGGCCAGCUGGAUCUCAUCGUGGACACCAUGGGUCAGGAGCUGUGGGUGAAGAAGCUGAAGUGGGAGGGACUUCCUGGAUUUAACAAGCUGAGAUGGACCGCCCUGGAUGACCCCGCCUCCCCCGGCAUUACCGGAGCUUUCUACAAGACUCAUGAGAACUUUUCCUUCUAUUGGAUCCUCAAAGCUGGUCACAUGAUCCCGUCUGAUCAGGGACCCAUGGCCUUACAGAUGCUGAGGAUGAUCACCCAGCAGAGCUGAAUGCUCCCCCGCUCCACGACGCCAGCUGGAAUGGCUCUGACAAUCACUAAAGAUCACAACCUUUUUUUUUUUUUUUUUUAUAAACCACCUCUGCUACUAAACCAAACUAAAUCUUUGAUUUCAGCACUGACACUUGGGGACUGAAACACAAUAAAGACUUUUUUGUAAAUAC
Molecule: messenger RNA, 1532 nt
Organism: Cheilinus undulatus (humphead wrasse)
Lineage: Eukaryota; Metazoa; Chordata; Actinopteri; Labriformes; Labridae
Gene: scpep1
Product: serine carboxypeptidase 1
Exons: 13
Coding region: 53-1360 (435 amino acids)
Biological process (GO): proteolysis
Molecular function (GO): serine-type carboxypeptidase activity
Source: RefSeq, a predicted model, not a curated record